This is a messenger RNA of Dendrobium catenatum, 2840 nucleotides long. RefSeq lists its product as uncharacterized. The record is from RefSeq and is a predicted model, not a curated record. Lineage: Eukaryota; Viridiplantae; Streptophyta; Magnoliopsida; Asparagales; Orchidaceae. The transcript has 4 exons. Gene Ontology annotation, molecular function: DNA binding; protein dimerization activity. The coding region runs from base 496 to 2715 and encodes 739 amino acids.
AAUUGCGCAAUAAGAGGCGCGCCUUGAGGCGCGCCUCUGCGCAAUUCCUGAAAAAAACGCCUCAAGGCAUACGCAAUAGGAGGCAGUGGUGAGGCGUACGCCUCAUGGAAGCUGAGGCGCGCCUCUGUUGCGCAAUUGCGCAAUUUUAAGAGAGGCGUACGCCUCAUCCCAAGGGCCCACCUACUUAAAAUCUUCCAUUAAAUCUCCACACCCGAUCGGCCUAAGCUCCAUCCCGACAUUUUCCGCCCGUUUGCUGCUCCAGGUCGCGACAUCCAGAGCCCCCCGUCCGCUCGGCCAACCGUCCCGCCGCCUCUCCCGCCGGCGCCGCCUCUCUCCGGCGAAGUUGAAGUGUCCGGCCGCCUUGUAGGAGAAGUCCACAAAGGAUUUUAGGUAUUUUUUUUUACUUUUUGGUUAGAUUUUUGAAAUGAAAGAAAUUUUAGGGUUUUAGAUUUUUGGAAUUUUUUUGUGUAAUUUUCGAUUCUUUCAUUAGGGAUCAUGGUAAGAGGCAAGGAAAAGGGGUCUUCGUCAUUGCGGAGGGACCCUUCUUGGAAGUAUAGUGUACAAGUUGACAUUGGCGGCGGCGAGAAGAGCUAUGUCUAUUUAAAGUGCAACUUUUGUGAGAAAGUUGUGAAGGGCGGAGUAACCCGCAUGAAGGAGCACUUAUCAUGCUCUCACAAGAACGUAGCACCUUGUGCAAAAGUGCCGGACAAUGUGAAGGAAGAAAUAUGUGCUUACAUGAAGAAAACUACCACUGUCAAACACUUACAACAGCAGCAAUUUGAUGAAAGGGUCGACCAAGGUGCCUAUUUUGGGAGCGAGAGUGGAAAGGGCUCCUCCUCCACUAUACAUAAUAGAGGUGCACGGGGUCCUAUGGAUCAGUACAUGACUACUGCAGGAGCAGAUAGAGGAGAAGCAGAGAUGAUGCCUGCAGCUGGUACUAGAGAGGGUCGGCGACAGGUUUGCAUGGACAUUGGGAGGUUUUUUUUUGAAAAUGCAAUACCAUUUAAUGUUGCUACAUCGCCUGCCUACUUCAGUAUGAUGCGGUCUGUAGGAUUGUAUGGAAGAGGGUUGAAAGCACCUUCUAUGUAUGAGUUGCGCACUUGGAUUUUAAAAGAGGAGUUGCAGAACACCGAGCGAACCAUUGGUGAGAUUAAAAGGACAUGGAUUGAGACAGGUGUGACUAUAAUGUCAGAUGGAUGGUCUGACAUGAAGAGUAGGAGUUUGAUAAACAUCCUUGUCAACAAUCCCUAUGGUACAGUGUUCUUAAGAUCUGUUGAAGCUUCUGAUGAGGUGAAGAAUGCUACAUUCAUUUUCAAUUUACUUGAUGGAGUUAUUGAGGAGAUUGGAGAGCAGUUGGUUGUCCAGGUAGUGACUGAUAAUGCCAGUGCAUACAAAGCAGCUGGUCAGAUGUUGAUGGAGAAGAGGACACACCUCUAUUGGACACCUUGCGCAGCACAUUGUAUUGAUCUCAUAUUGGAGGAUCUUGGUGACUUACCUCAGCACAAGAGUGCUCUUGUUAGGGCGAAGAAGAUUACAAAAUUCAUCUACAAUCACUCUUGGGUCUUAAGCUUAAUGAGAAAAUUUUCAAAGAAAGAAAUCAUUCGACCUGCAACCACUAGGUUUGCCACCUCCUAUUUGACACUGCAGAGCUUGAUGGAGGUGAGGCAACCUUUGGAAGCCAUGUUUACAUCAACUGAAUGGCUAAACUCUGCUUGGGGGAAGAAGAGUGAGGGAAAGGAGAUAAGAAAGAUAAUUCUGAAUGAUAAAUUUUGGGCUACUGUGACCUAUGCCAUUUUGAGCACGAGACCCUUAGUGCAAGUUCUACGCUUAGUGGAUGCAGAGAAGAAACUAGCUAUGGGUUUUAUUUAUAAUGCUAUGGAUGAGGCCAAGGAGUUGAUUGCACAUAACUUGGGAGGAGAGGAGGCAAGUUAUAGGGAGAUUUGGGAUAUCGUUGAUGCUCGGUGGGAGGUGCAGUUACACCGACAUCUACAUGCAGCUGCAUAUUAUCUUAACCCUCAAUUUCAAUAUUCAGAGAAAAAAUCUUCAAAUCCGGAAGUUAAGCUUGGUCUAUAUCACUGUAUGGAAAGAUUAAUACCGGAGCAGGCAGAUAGGGAGCUUGCAGAUUUACAGCUUGUUCUGUUCCGGAAUAAAGAGGGUUUUUUUGGUUUGAAUGCAGCAAAAACUACCAUUUCUAAACGGUCUCCAGUUGAAUGGUGGAUCCAAUUUGGUGAUUCCACCCCUGAGCUACAGAGUUUUGCUGUGAGAGUGUUGGGCCUCACUUGUUCUUCUUCUGGGUGUGAGCGAAAUUGGAGUACAUAUAGUCAAGUGCAAACAAAGAGAAGAAAUCGACUAUCUACACUCAGAAUGAACUCCCUCGUAUACAUAAUGCACAACAAGAGGUUAAGAGAUAGGAGGUUGAGGAAUAAGGGGUUGAAAGAUGAUGAGGACCCGUUAGUGUGUGAUGAUCUGUCGUCUGAUAAUGAGUGGUUCAUAGAUGAUGAGGCAGAUUUAUCAUUAUCAGACUUACAGGUAGAAGAUCUAAAUGUGGAUGUAUUGAGGGGCGAAGCAGAUCAAACGGGUACAUCCACUAGUACCACACCACACACAUCUACUAGCUCUGCAAGUAAAGGGAAGAGAAAAGUGAGCCAUGUUGAAGAUGAAGAUGACAUGGCAUUCAUAGAUACAAUUGGAGAAGAAGAUUCACUUGAAGACUGAUAUUUUGUGAUGGGAUAUGACUUCAUUUUAUGUGUUUUUUGUAUUUUGGGAGUUUUGAUAAACUGAUAUUUUGUGUUUUUGUACUUUGGGACAUAAUUUUAUUGCAUCUACUUUCUUAUUUUCCA